CUGGUGUUCCUUUUUCGGGAGCUGAACCUUCUUUCUGGAGGGCUGGUGCGAUGCUUCGUCGGAGGUAUGUUUGCGUUUGGGGUUUUCGCUGCGGUCCCGAUAAUGUCUGUCGCCUGCGGGUCGGGAGACGGGCGACUGCGAUCUAGAGUAUUCUCGAGGCAUUGUGGGUGGCUAGGACAGAGGAUUUUCUUGUGUUCAGCUGCAGUUGCUUUGGAGAGAAAUUGAUUUAAUUUAGUACAUACAAAAAAAAUAUAGGCGGAUCAUCAAUCGGCCCGAACAAUCUCCAGAUCCCGCCGUAGCCAAUCAAGUCCAAUGAUGACGCGCUUAGGUUGUACCUUAGCAUUACCUAUGACUGCGGAACUAGUAGAAGGUUCCAUACUCGUGGAAGACGACUGCUUUGUGCGCCGGGUCUCAAAUAACACAUCUCCUAAGAAAUUGGAUUUGCAAUUGUCGUCAUGCAGCCUGGUGCUUGACUUACCAGUCGCACAAGCUGGCAAGAGCAUGGACCAUUGCUAAGCGCUGCAGAGAGAUACUUCCGCUUAGAUUAGGUGGGCGACCAGUCAGCCAGUCGUGUUUCUUCUACGACAGCCUACGCGGCGCAAAGAGAAGAAAAAUAAAAGAUAAACAUGGAGACAGCUAUUCGCUGGUCGCCGUCAUCGACCACAGCGGAACAGCGCUUCCUCUCAGUGGACGUGGCAGGGAAAGCAUUCCGUCUGUGCAAGGUGGCUUCCUUUGACGGCCAAAACCUUGAACAUGAAGUGCUUGCGGCGCAUACCAAGGUUCCGGCAUUCCGAGCCUUCGACUGGUCGCCAGCCGAUGAAUCGCUCGUCGCAGUCGGCCAGUCAUCCGGAGACGCCACUAUUCUGCGCCUGAACAGCGAGUCCCAGGAGUCAUACUCGUUUCCGGUUCGUCAUCAGCGGUACUGUAACGCCGUUACGUUCAGCACACAUGGAUUACUGGCGGCUGGUCUGGAUCGGGUGCGGAACGACUUUUGCCUCAAUGUCUGGGAUGUUAAUCAGCGGCUGGCUAUGAGAGGUGGGAAAGGACCUGUAGAGCCAUUGAGGAAGCUGGCUAGUUCGGAGCCUAUCACCAGCGUCAAAUUUUUCAGGGAUCAACCCGAUACACUAGUUGCUGGUGUAAAGGGACAGUAUGUGCGGAUAUAUGAUCUUCGAGAGGGACCUGGCAAUCCGUCGCUGCAGUUUCCGACUCGCUGUGUUCAUGGCCUGGCUAUUGAUUGGCUAGACGAGAAUUAUAUCGCAUCAUGUCUUACCUCUAAUGAUCCUACUAUAUGUAUAUGGGAUCGACGCGUAGGGUCCCGGUAUACGACGCCCCCUGUGGGCCCAGCAAACACUCUUGAGACUGGACAGGCGGGGCCAGCUCUUGAGUUUAAGAAUGUCACCACUUCUAAAUCCUCCAUCUGGAGUCUGCGAUUCUCUAGAACCAAGCGAGGAUGCUUAGGAGUCCUUUCGAACACCGGCCACUUCAAAACCUAUGACGUUGUCAAAGAAUACUUGUCUGAGGAGUAUCGCACGUCCGUGGAUGAGACUCUGGGUCAAGGGUCUUCAAAGAAUUAUCCAGAACAGAUAUAUACAAAGUAUGUGCGGGAUGUAUACAGUCCCUUCAAUCACCCAUCGCGCGGCUACGAGGAGUCGGAAAGGGUAGUAUCCUUCGAUUUUUUAAACAUGAGUCCCUCAAAUGAACCCACUGCUAUAACAUUAUCGGGCAAUGGUCGAGUCAAUAUCAUCACGACAAAGCCGCCAUCACCUCCUGUGCGACUAUCUUCCCAAGGUUUAUUAAUACGCGGGACAUCCGAUGCCGAUGCAGAUUUCAGAAUGAUAAGUCCUCUACCUAGUCACGGAUUGUGCGCUUCUGAUGUGGUUGAAGACCUUCGUGAGCGUAUCUUGCCAGACCACGACGUACAGGAAACAGCGCAUGAAGGCCAACCUACGAAGCCCUUAUCAAGCCGUGAGGCUCGGGAACGUGCUCUUUCUCUGGGAACUUCAGGCAAUCCCAUUACGGCCGAGGAGGGUUUGACCCUAUUGACCAUCAACAGGCUACGUUGCAAAGAGGGCUAUCUGUUUGACGCAGUCCGAAACCGGAAGAUUCUAGCCGAUGAUCCCUACCUUCAAGGUUUCUGGGAUUGGGUUGAACGGGCGCGUAACGACUCGUACAAUGGGUCAAUGAUCGCGAACGGUUUGGAUUUUAAUUAUGUCGGCGUGUAUGACAUUUGGAACAAUGAUCUAGGCGAGGCUCUUGACACUCGACACCUCGAACCGGAUGCUAGGCCUAAUAUCAGUAAGGCAAUCGUUAACCUAGUUCGGGAACGACUAAAUCUACCCGAGACCAAAGGUUGCGAGACAAAUUAUUCGGAACAUCGUCGACUUUGCCUUCGACUCUGCGGUGCAGCGCAGUCUCACCGCGAACUGGAGGAACUUGUGAAAACUUUGUCAGCCGACAGUCAGCAUACUAAAGCCGCAGCUCUGGCAGUGUUCCAGGAUGAGGCUAAAUUAGCAUACCUAGCACUACGUAGCCAUCAGCCUACUCAGGCGCAUAAGCUGCUUGCCAUGGCUAUUGCCGGUGCGGCGAAAGGUGACACUGACCCAGAUUGGGAAGACACCUGCGCAGAGAUUGCCAAAGAACUCACAGACCCAUAUGCACGAGCAAUCUUGGCUCUUGUGAGCAAAGGAGAUUGGAACUCUGUCAUCCAGGAGACCACGCUUCCAUUGAAGUACCGAGUUGAAGUUGCUCUGCGUUGGCUUCCCGACGAUGAGUUGACCGAGUACCUUCAUCAAACAACUGCCGAGGCCAUCAUACAGGGCGAUAUCGAAGGUGUCGUUCUUACGGGUCUUGGACACUCUGCCAUGGAUCUUUUCCAGUCGUACAUUAAGAAAUUCAACGAUGUGCAAACCCCGGUUCUCGCCAUGAGCCAUACCGUUCCACGAUUCAUCAACAAAAACCCAGAGAGGGCGCGUUUCGAAGCAUGGCGUGAAACAUACCGUUGGCAGAUUAAUUCCUGGAAAUUGCAGCUGGAACGGGCGCGAUUUGAUGUCGGCUCUCGCAAGUUUGCCGUCACCUGGGACGGGAGAAAAUUGGUUGAACCACCACGACAACAAGUAAGCUUGACUUGCAAUUACUGUACCCGGCCACUUACCCAGCACGACGCCUCCUCACAGCUUUCGCCAUCCACCACGGGUGAGGUCGUCCACCCCACUCCUGGCAAUCCCUUGGGCACGUCAGCAAUGUCUGGGAUGGUUUGUCCACGAUGCGGUCGGCACAUGCCUCGAUGUGGCGUCUGUACCCUUUGGCUGGGAUCUCCAGACCCGAUGUCUAAAGCGUGUAUCGCCGCCGACGCUGCACAGCAUCCCGGAAAGCCUAGCCAAGCGGAAAUGAUGCGACGAUUCAUUGUGUUCUGUAUCAACUGUAACCAUGGAUUCCAUGCCCAUCAUGCCCGAGAAUGGAUCAUGGGCCAACAACAACGCAGAGGCGGCGGCCGCGAUGUAACCGUCUCCAAAGCCCUAAGUCUCCUCCUCCGCCACGCCGCCGAAAAAGAAGGCCUAAAGCUAGACGCGCAAGGCUACGCGAGCGUGGCAGACGUACUCGCCUGGCGCAAACUCAAAUCCCUAAAAGUCACCUUCCCCGAAAUCGUCCGCGCCGUCGCAACCUCCGACAAAAAGCGCUUCGCCCUUCUACACAUUCCCACCGCCGAUGCCCAACAAUCGCAAUCUACAGACGCACAGGCGUCGAGCAUUCCCACCACGAGCGCAGGGCAAGAUACCGCGACUGAGACGGCCCUGGCGGUGUCCGAGUCGGAUGUCGACCCGUCGCAUUUCCUGAUCCGUGCUACGCAGGGCCAUAGUAUUAAGGGUGUGGAGGCGGCGUCGUUUCUAGAGAAACUGUCGCUAGAGGAUGAGUCAAAAUUGCCCGAUACGGUCGUCCAUGGGACCUUUCAUACUGCUUGGCCGGCUAUUCUUUCCUCUGGGGGGUUACGGUGCAUGGGGCGGAACCAGGUGCAUUUUGCUACAGGGCCGACGUUGGACUCUGUGCUUGCGCGGGAGGCGAAGGGGGUUGCGGGGAAUGCUGGGGAGAAGGUGAUUUCAGGUAUGCGUAGGGAUGCGCAGGUGUUGAUUUAUCUUGAUCUUAAGAAGGCGUUAGCGGCGGGGUGCCCGUUUUGGAGGAGUGAGAAUGGGGUUAUUUUGAGUGAGGGGAUGUUGGUUGGAGGGGAUGAGAAGGGUAUGGUUGUGCCGGUGGAGUUCUUUGAUGUUGUUGUUGAGAGGAAGCUUGGGUUGGGCAAGAUUUGGGAGCGUGGACGGGAAAUUCAGGCGUUGCCGGAGGAUUUGGUUAAGCAGGGGAAUCCUAAGGGGAGACGGACGCCCAAUAAGAAGGGAAAUACGCUGUCAUGAGAUAUUACGACUACUACUAAUAGUACUUAUACAUUCUUGGAGGCCUUAUAUCGUAAGUACUACUUAGUAGUAAAUGGUGCGGGGGAAGUCCGACCCUGGACAAUCACAGCACCUCCCCAUCCGACAUCCGAUAGACUUGCGGGGAAAUCGGAUAUCCUCCAGUGCGCUUUCCGACGGACGAUCAUCCGGUUUCUCUGGGUCAUUCCGAUGGAAGCUAGGGGCCAUCUGCAACCUUAAACCCAAUGUGUGUGGCCAACAGCAAUAGUAGUUCCGCCAUAUAUGCGGGGUCUCAGCAGCAAAGACCGUCCGGAAGGCGAGGAUUUCCAAUCAUAUCGGCUCUGAUAUAAAUAAAAGAAUGUUGCAUUUGCGCCUUUUUUGCUACUUUUGAAAUCUU
Messenger RNA from Aspergillus alliaceus, 4794 nucleotides. RefSeq lists its product as uncharacterized. Gene Ontology annotation, cellular component: cytoplasm. Bases 627 to 4400 code for a protein of 1257 amino acids. The transcript has 6 exons. Gene Ontology annotation, biological process: positive regulation of TORC1 signaling. The record is from RefSeq and is a predicted model, not a curated record. NCBI's taxonomy places the organism in Eukaryota, Fungi, Ascomycota, Eurotiomycetes, Eurotiales, Aspergillaceae. Gene Ontology annotation, molecular function: transferase activity; protein binding.